CUCUUGGUGACUGCAUAAAUAAAAUCUGUGCUUCUGACUCAAAGCUGCAGCCAGUUAUUGGAGUCAGGAGGACGAGCACCCAACAUCACGCUGACCACACCACAGGAGUGACAUUCUGCAGGGAGACAAUGAAGACGGAAAACUUUAGAUAACAUUCAAUAACCAACUGACUGAUUGCCAUCUGACUUAGACUUGCAUCUUUCAUCAGCUGAAUAUGGGGGAAACUAAAGAGUCUGGAGUGGAGGAGAGACCCAAAUGGGACAACAAGUUUCAGUACCUACUAACGUGCAUCGGAUUCGCAGUAGGACUUGGGAACGUGUGGCGGUUUCCCUACCUUUGCCAGAUCUACGGAGGAGGAGCUUUCCUGAUCCCCUACCUGAUAGCGCUGGUUUUUGAGGGCCUGCCGCUGCUCUACCUGGAACUGGCUAUUGGACAGAGGCUCCGUAUGGGCAGCAUCGGAGUCUGGAACUCCAUCUCUCCUCUGCUGGGUGGAGUCGGCAUUAGCUCCAUGCUGGUAUCGUUCCUGGUGGGCAUGUUCUACAACACCAUCCUGGCCUGGGUGCUUUGGUACUUCUUUCACUCCUUCCAGAACCCGCUGCCAUGGAGCACUUGUCCUGUCAAUGAAAACCAGACUGGAUACGAUAGAGAGUGUGAGAAGAGCACUCCGGUGAAUUAUUUCUGGUACCGUGAGACCCUGAACAUCACACCUGACAUCGAGGCCAGUGGUUGUCUGCAGUGGUGGAUGGUCGUCUGUCUGGCCACUGCCUGGAGUGUGGUCUUCAUCUGCUUCAUCAGAGGCAUCGCGUCCAUGGGAAAGGCGGUUUAUGUAACAGCCACAUUUCCAUACCUGGUGCUGACCAUUUUCCUGGUUCAGGCCCUCACUCUGCCUGGAGCUACUGAUGGGUUAACCUACCUCUUCACUCCUGAUUGGGAAAUACUGAAGAACCCACAGGUGUGGCUGGAUGCUGCCACCCAGAUCUUCUUUUCUCUAUCGGUGGCGUUUGGAGGUCUCAUAGCGUUCUCCAGCUACAACGCAGAGAGAAAUGACUGUGAGAGGGAUGCCGUUCUAGUAGGAGUAAUAAACAGCGCCACGUCUCUCUACGCAUCCAUUCCCAUUUUUUCCAUACUGGGAUUUAAAGCCACUAAUGGAUUUAACGCUUGUCGACAAGAGAACAUCUUGACGCUGACGAACCACUUUGAGUUUUCAGACCAGAACAUCACAUUGGAGAACUACGACCACUGGUUUCAAUUUCUGAGUCACAUAAAUCCAGAUGUUGUUUCCAAUUUGUCCCUGAGGGAUUGUGUUCUGAAAACCUUUCUAGACCAGAGUGCUUCAGGAACUGGUCUGGCUUUUAUAGUCUUCACUGAAGCGGUCUUAGAAAUGCCUGGAUCUCAGAUAUGGGCCAUACUGUUUUUCGUCAUGCUCUUUAGCUUGGGUCUCUCCUCCAUGUUUGGCAACAUCGAAGGCAUCCUCACCCCCAUCAGUGACCUCAAACUGAUCCCCAAGUGGAUUCCCAAUGAACUUGUGACAGGAAUCAUUUGCUCAAUAUGUUUCUUGUUGGCCCUCAUCUUCGCCCAGGGUUCAGGCAACUACUGGGUGGAGGUCUUUAACAGCUACGUGGGCUCCGUACCUCUGCUCAUCAUCGCAUUCUUUGAGAUUAUUGGAGUCAUUUAUGUCCAUGGAAUGAAAAAUUUCAGUGAAGACAUUUAUUUCAUGACUGGGAGGAGGCCAAAUAUCUUCUGGAAGGCGUGCUGGAUGGUGAUCAGUCCACUCAUGCUGCUGGUGGUAUUAGUUGCUUAUGUGGUCGUCCAGGCACAAACAUACCCCACCUAUCAUACAUGGAACCCAGACUACGAUCAGUUCCCUAAAACGGAAGUGAAGUCUUACCCUGACUGGGUUUUUGCUAUAAUCGUCCUCCUCUGCGUUGUUCCUGUGGUUUCCAUCCCUCUGGUGGCGCUCUACAAACUGAUCCGAUCCAGAACCACAUCAUCAACACAAGUGGAGCUGAAUCCCUACUGGAACGAAGGCUUCGAGGUCGAAGCACAAGAUCAGAGGAAACUAAGAGUUUCAUAAAGAGCAGAAACUCAACAGACCCCAAAUAAUUGUAACCUUUCCUUGUGCAUCGGCGUAUUAAAACAUCAACAUGUGUACUGUACUAAAUAACUGUGGGAUUCAUGUAAAUAACUGAUUCUACAUCUCUCCUGUUUCCUUUGUGAGGAUAAACCAAAGGUCAGCAGCUGAGGCGAUAAACCUGCUGUGACACAGUAGCUGCAAGUUUUCAGGUUCGUUCUGUAUUGACUUCCUCAUAGCGAGUCUUUAUGACGCGGACUUAUCCCCUAAAUGUUAUCUUCGAUGACUCAGGAGUUUUUAUCGGUUUCCUCAUAUGUCAGGGAGAAACGGAUUUAUUUGGUAUCCUGACAGGUGAGACAAAUCCAUUUUAUGUUUUAGUUUGACUGAAAGUAAUGAGCUGGUUAAAUGUUUGAUAGGCAGCGUCGUGUCCGUAGCUAAUCAAACCGUUUAGCUUAUUUUAUCUAGUCGUGAUCUGGUAGGCAGUCUAUGAUCGGAUGGUUAGGAAGUCGGACGGCAUCUUGGGACUGGAGGCCUGUCGAACCCGGGCCAGGCUCAGAUCCCCCAAACGUCUCUCCAGGCUUCGCUUCCCUGUCAGCAGGAUGAAAUGAUGGUUAGGACAUGUACAGAGUUCUUAUUGGAAAUAUGUUUGCAUCCCUCCAUCAUAUGCUGCUACUACCCUUAAUUCUAUUGCACAAUGCUCUAUCAUUUUCAAAAAUCGCCUGCACUGAUAGCUUAAUUACUUAUUCACCAGGAUACAGUCAUGUAUUUUAUUUGUUGAGUUAUCUGAGUAUUUCUCUUGCACUAUCCUAUUGUAUACUACUGUACACUAUUUUUACUGUAUAUAUCGUAUAUCUUAUAUCUGUUUCACCUGUUCCUUUGUCUCUCCUACUGCUUUGAGCAUGUACAUGACACAACAAUUUCCCUCGGGAUAAAUAAAUAAAGUUGUUCUUAUCUUA
Molecule: messenger RNA, 3027 nt
Organism: Nothobranchius furzeri (turquoise killifish)
Lineage: Eukaryota; Metazoa; Chordata; Actinopteri; Cyprinodontiformes; Nothobranchiidae
Gene: slc6a18
Product: solute carrier family 6 member 18
Biological process (GO): sodium ion transmembrane transport
Cellular component (GO): plasma membrane
Source: RefSeq, a predicted model, not a curated record